AUGCGGGGCCCGCGGGGGGCUGCGGGGCGCGGCGGGGCUCGGGCGGCCCUGGCGCUGCUGCUGGCGGCCGCUCUCGCCCCGCGCCCGGCGCGGCCGCACCCGCAGUGCCUGGACUUCAAGCCGCCGUUCCGGCCGCCCCGGGGCCUCGCCUUCUGCCGCCGCUACGCCGAGUUCGGCUGCUGCGACUCGGGCCGCGACAGCGCCCUGCUCCAGCGCUUCUACCGCCUCAGCGCCCGCUUCGACGGGCACAGCUACGCCGCCUGCGCCGGGCACCUGCAGGACCUGCUCUGCCAGGAAUGCUCUCCAUAUGCAGCUCACUUAUAUGAUGCCGAAGAUCCCUCCACCCCCGUGCGGACGAUACCAGGACUUUGCCAGGACUAUUGCACACAAGUGUGGCAGAACUGCCGCUCCAUCUUUCGCCUCCUCUCUGCAGACCGAGAGUUAAUUGCACUGGAAAACAACAUGGCAAAACUCUGCCGUUAUCUGACCUUGGAGGACACCGACUACUGCUUCCCACACCUGCUGGCCAACCAGAACCUUAACCAAAACCUGGGGUUAGUCACCGCCGACGCGGAGGGCUGUCUCCAGCUCUGCCUCGCGGAGGUCGCCAACGGGCUGCGCAAUCCCGUUGCGAUGGUGCACGCCAACGAUGGCACCCACAGGUUCUUCAUCGCAGAGCAGGUUGGCCUGGUGUGGACCUACCUCCCCGAUGGAUCCAGGCUCGAAAAGCCAUUUCUGAACGUCAGCGAAGCCGUACUUACCUCCCCGUGGGAAGGAGAUGAGAGAGGGUUUCUAGGUAUUGUCUUCCACCCUAAAUUCAAAUUUAAUGGUAAAGUUUAUGUUUACUAUUCAGUUGAAGUUGGUUACGAAGAGAGAAUCCGGAUCAGUGAGUUCAGAAUUUCUCCUACUGACAUGAAUGCCUUGGACCAUAGUUCUGAAAGGAUAAUCCUGGAAAUAGAAGAACCUGCUUCCAACCAUAACGGAGGAGAGCUGCUCUUUGGAGAUGAUGAAUAUCUCUAUAUAUUUACUGGAGAUGGAGGCAUGGCUGGGGAUCCUUUUGGGACCUUUGGAAAUGCCCAGAACAAAUCAGCCCUGCUGGGCAAAGUGCUGCGGAUCGAUGUGAACAACAACGACCGUGGGCCCCUGUACCGGAUCCCUCCCGACAACCCUUUUGUCAACGACCCUACGGCUCGCCCUGAAGUCUAUGCCUACGGAGUGAGGAAUAUGUGGCGCUGCUCUUUUGAUCGGGGUGACCCUCACACCAAGGAGGGGAAAGGGCGGCUCUUCUGUGGAGAUGUGGGGCAGAAUAAGUACGAAGAAAUUGACAUCGUCGAGAAAGGGAAAAAUUAUGGCUGGAGAGCGAGGGAAGGGUUCAGCUGUUAUGACAAAAAACUUUGUGCCAACUCUUCAAUGGAUGAUGUGCUCCCAAUUUAUGCGUAUCCACACAAAAUGGGGAAAUCUGUUACAGGAGGCUAUGUCUAUCGGGGCUGCGAGUAUCCAAACCUGAAUGGCCUGUACAUAUUUGGCGAUUUUAUGAGUGGACGCCUGAUGUCUUUGAAGGAGGAUCAUGCUACUGGAGAGUGGCAAUACAGCGAAAUCUGCAUGGGGGCAGGACAAACGUGCAUGUUCCCUGGGCUUAUCAAUAACUAUUACCAAUACAUCAUCUCUUUCGCUGAAGAUGAAGCAGGGGAAUUGUACUUCAUGUCUACUGGUGUACCAAGUGCCACGGCUCCCAAUGGAGUGGUGUACAAAGUGGUGGACACCUCCAGGAGAGCACCACCAGGAAAAUGCCGAGUUGAGCCAUCGCCAGUGAAAGUAAAAAGCAAGCGCAUCCCAUUUGUGCCAAAGGAGAAGUUUAUUAUGCAAGCACCGACACCCCAACCCCGGCUGAAGACCACGACCGAGGCCCCAUGGGGAGGUAGGCCAGACCCCAAAACCCCCACCACAGCAGCGCCCAGUGGCAGGACCCCCAAGCCCCGGAAGGGAGCAGAGAAGAGGGGGCAGCGCAAGAAGAAGAAGCCACGGAACGGCGCCGUGCGGCUGAUGCAGCAGGGGCGCCGCGGCCGCGGCCGAGGCCGGGUGGAGAUUUACAUCGACGGCGAGUGGGGCACCGUGUGCGACGACGGCUGGAGCUCGGCCGCCGCCGCCGUGGUGUGCCGCCAGCUGGGCUUUCCCUACGUGGUGCGGGCCACCAAGAAGGCAGAAUUCGGGGAAGGGACCUCCCUCCGCAUUCUCCUGGAUGAUGUCCAGUGCUCCGGGCAGGAGAGGACGCUGCUGGAGUGCUCCCACGCCGACGUCGGCAAGCACAACUGCUCGCACGAGGAGGAUGCUGGCGUGGUGUGCAGCCGGGAGGAGGUGGCAGACUGGUGACAGGGGAAUUGGGGAAGGCAGCAGAGGGACUUGGAGCACAUCCCUUUCCUGCCCAAUCCUCUAAACCAGCUGCAGUUUUGCGGAGGGUGUGCCCUGUCUUGAGGGUGUUGUGCCUGUUCAAAGUAACCUCAUGAUUUUCUUCAUGUUUGUCCCCAUGCAUGUGCCUUGGAGGGAAAGAAAAAGUAAAACGAGUAUGUUGUUGAGUAUGUUGUGGGCAGGAACUACAUUUCUAUGGGUUUUUUAAUAAGAAAACCUCAAACAUCAGCCUUUAUAGAUUAGAAAAGAGAUGCAUCCUGUUGCCCUUUCCCUUUCAAAAUACAGCAUUCCUCAGCUGUGCUUCACAGUGUUUUGCCAAAAAAUAAAUUCCCAAAUGACUGUGUUUUGCUCUAAUGGAAUCAUUUGUGUUGCUUGCCUUGCUUUGCCACCUGCAGCUUUGAGCAGCAGUUUUUAAUAUGUGUAAAUCUCUGCCUUUCU
Messenger RNA from Neopelma chrysocephalum (saffron-crested tyrant-manakin), 2844 nucleotides. It is a transcript of the gene HHIPL1, whose product is annotated as HHIP like 1. The record is from RefSeq and is a predicted model, not a curated record. The transcript is spliced from 9 exons. The coding region runs from base 1 to 2370 and encodes 789 amino acids. Lineage: Eukaryota; Metazoa; Chordata; Aves; Passeriformes; Pipridae. Gene Ontology annotation, cellular component: membrane.